Molecule: messenger RNA, 2743 nt
Organism: Haliotis rubra (blacklip abalone)
Lineage: Eukaryota; Metazoa; Mollusca; Gastropoda; Lepetellida; Haliotidae
Product: nuclear receptor subfamily 1 group D member 2-like
Biological process (GO): regulation of DNA-templated transcription
Molecular function (GO): DNA-binding transcription factor activity; zinc ion binding; sequence-specific DNA binding
Source: RefSeq, a predicted model, not a curated record
UUUUAGUGAGCUUAGGUAAACAGCCUACUAGGGUUAGCUCAACCUGAUAACACGGACUCGAUCAGUUCUAGGGAGCAGGACUCUAAUCAGGCAUGGUGUUAAGGACCAGUGGAUAACGUAGAGAAGGACUGAAGAUGGCGAUACAGAUGAGGAAUACACUUGGCAGCCCAUGAACCUCACCGAAAUGACAAGGGUCAGGUCAGAUCUGCCCUUUGAACACAGCACAAAAUCGACCAUAGAGAAUCACAUUCAGAAGCAAGCGUCUGAUCAGACUGCAAGUACAAGGGUCCACUUUCCUUUCGGAGAAACCAUGAUGAAAGAGGAAUUCGGAUGCGACAUCACGUGCUCCCCGGCUCAGUCUCGUGCCACUCCAAUUCUUCCUCCAUGUCGAGUCUGUGAUGAGAAUGCAUCCGGGUUCCAUUAUGGGGUCAACACGUGCGAGGCAUGCAAGGGUUUCUUUCGGCGGAGUAUGCUACGACGAGAGAAAUACAAAUGUCUUGGAAAUGGCAACUGCGACAUUACUCUAUCGAGAAGGAAUGGCUGCCCGUACUGUAGAUAUAAGAAAUGCCUGUCUGUCGGCAUGUCAAAACACGCAAUCAAAACAGGUCGUUACACACACAAGAAAAGAACACAAGACAUUUUAGAAAUCCAGAAAAUUCGAGAUGGAACACCUUUAGAAUCUGAAGACACAAGUUUACCAGUCUCGCCUCAUCCAGCACCAUGGCAAGAUAGGGGACAUCAAGAGACAGAGGCACUUAUGCAAACAAUACUAGACGCUCACAACAAGUAUGUACAGUCAACACUGAGUCUGUCGGAGGAUACUCUCGAGAAGAAUCAGCAAGCAUAUUACGAGCAAUACAAGUUGAAGGUGGACAUGUUUGGACCAAUGACCACUUUGCCACGCGAGCAGUACGAUGAGAUUUACCAGUCAACUGGGAUUGAUAUCGAUAACCGCCAGGAAAUGAUGAGGGCUUUUGCUGCAUCGAUGGAAGCUGGGAUACGGCGAUACAUCAGCUUCGUGAAGGCGGUUCCAGGGUUUACGGUAUUAUCGUCAGAUGAUCAGGCAAAUCUCAUUAAAGGUGCGAGAUUUGAGUUCUUCUUUCUGGGCAGCUUCCGGGGAUAUAACAGCAAACUGAACGUACUGAGUACAUCGUCGGGCAAGUGUCUACAUCUCCAUGAGAUAUGUAAGAUAUGGGAUGAGGACUUCAUGCUUGAAGCAUUUAACUUCGCUGACUCGCUGAAAGCGCUCAAGCUCAGUGUAGAAGAGUGCGUGGUGAUCAAGACAUUGUGUAUUCUAUUCACAGACCGGUGUGACUUAGCACAGCCUGAAAAGGUGGAGGAAAUCCAGUGGAAAGUCAUCAGAUGCCUGAUCCUGCUUCAACAUAAAUAUCAUUCGAAACCGAUGAUAAGAUUCGCAAAGAUCAUAGAUCGGCUCACGGCUGUCAGAUCCCUUACGGAGUGGAACAACAAGAUAGCCAAAAGCCUGUACUUGUGGCCUGCUGUGCAGCAAAGUCCCUUGUUACUUGACAUGUUGGCAACGUAACGCUAGACUGUGAGCAGUGACGUUUAUACGUUUCUACAGUGGCCUACUUCGGUGACAAUAAAUUGAAGAAACAGUGGAAUAUUGUGAGGUGAUUCAUUACAAAGAUGAAUCUAUCGUCUUUGAAAAGGACGUGUGCCAGGGACUAUUUAUGUCUACAGAGUGUUCGUUAAUGUUUGACAGAAGAAACUAUUUUCACAAGGGCUCCCUUCAGCUGUUUUAAUCACAAUGAAAGCACAACUCGGUAAUUCAUGCAAACCUGAUGUCAUCACCGAUUCUCAGGGAUUACAUCAAUUUCCUCUGCUAUUUCCCAUUUACUACCAAUGGUAGUUUUGACAGAUAAUCGACUCGAAUGACACUCUGCAGUUGACGUUAUGUUAUCCAGAGCAUUAAGCAUUAAGAAUAUAUUCAAUAUUCAUAAACUGCAUCUGCUCAUUUCUCGAGGUUAGGAAACAUCUCUUGUGGUUUUUUUGUCCUUUCAGAGAAUAGAAAUAAUAACUGUUUUCUGUGGGAAGGUCAAAUGCGACCUAUCAGUAACACGGUAAGAAAUGUUUUACGCUAUGUAAGAUGUGAAUAGGUACAGAUGUUGAUGGUGAAGUGAUUGUAAUGUCAGGUGACUAGAAACAUGAUAUUGUCUUGUUACCACAUAGUUCCUGAUGCCUUGAUAUUACCUCAUGUUAUCUCACGUUUCUGUAUUUUGAAACGCUUGACUGUUCAUGACUUCGUGUCAUUACAACGAUAUUCCAUUUUCUUUAACACUUCGGAGUUGUGGCAGAGUUUGAUAUAAUGUUGCUGGACGCAGUAUUUCAAAUCCAACUUGAGCGGCCAUCUUACUGUUGGGGGAAUUCACCCAAAUCGCCGCCUGUAGAAGCUGUGAUGCAACGUCUAACGUCUUAACAAACCUAGAUCAUUGUCAGAGAAGGGUCGAUUUGGUUCCUGGAUCAACCUAUACACGUUGAGCUUCGACAAGUGGUGCAGUAGACCAUUAAUCUAUUGUGGCUCAAUAGGUCCAUGGUGCCAGAUGGACGUUCUUUGCCUACAUGAUCAUGAGUUUGAUCCAGAACGUUCAGAAUAGCAUACAUUUACAUAUACUACCCAUCAAAAGUUUAGACUCACUAGUGUAAAUGUAGCCACUUACUUCAGUCAACUAUUCUAAACUAGAUUUUGCAAAAUAUUCCAUACUGGUUAAAGGUAUUGUUUACA